GGUGACUAUAACCUCACUUUUUUAUACUGUUGUAUGUUUUUUUUUGGUUUGCUGUGGUCUUGUUUAACUCGUUUGGUAAAAAGUUUUGCAAAAUCUUUAUUGGGAUACAUGUGAACGAAUUUAAAUCUUUGUAAAAAAAACCCUGAUUCCUGCCUGGAGGAACAAUUUGAAGAUUUCUGUAGAAUUUAAUUUUUGUUUCAAUUUAAUUAAUAAAAAUAAAAAUUAUUUUUAAUAGAGGAAAGCGUGCUACCUUCGAAAGACUCAAGCUUCGAACAAGUCAAUCUUUUCUCUAGGUUUCUAAUGGAUUUGACCUAUGGCUCUUUCCAGGAAAUUUGAAGCAUCGGACUAGCUAUUAAAUUACCGUAGAUACCGGUGAUUUUGCCCCACUACUGUUCGUAAACUUUUCUUUUUAAGAGUCAGUCUCCUGCACAACAACUCACCAUUCCACACGAUCCAAAGCCAGCGUCCGCCAUCGUUGCAGCACCCUCAGGGUUUUGAGGACAUCGUCCACUACGUUGUCCGUCUCGUCCGGAGAUGUUCCCUCGGAAUUUCGCUCACACAGUUUCCUGGGUAUUAUCUCCACUGGCAUACGGCAAAUGGGGCAAAUGUGACCGAAACAGCUCGAUCUACUCGCCCGAAUGUCGGUCUCUCCAUAAAGCUCCUCCAGUUCGUGGUUCAUCCUUGUUUGGAAUUUCUCUGUAGUUUCCUUAUGGAUAGGCCCGUAGGUUCGUCGUAGGACCGCGUCUCUCAAGGUUCAGCAGCUUUCUCUCCUCUGUGCGGAUCAACGGUACUGUUUCCAGACCAUACGUUAUGACUGGCUUCAGUAUAGUUCUGAAUAUUUUGAUAUUUGUCGACUGCGAGACAUUCCUUAAUCGAAGAGGCAAGAGGUUUUCAUAUUCAAAAUUCUCUUUUUUGUACAAAUAAAGAUCUUGCAAAACACCUUACAAAGAGAAUUCAAACCAUGUAACGGUCGAAAAACAAAAACAACUACAAAGGUUAGGUUAUAUGGAGCUUCUGUCAUUGCUUUUAAGAAGUGCAAAGCCUCUUUACGCUCUUCACUUAUAAUUUUUAAAAGAAAAUUUGCUUUUUCUUAAGAAUUCAUGGUGUACUUGUUAAAUAAAUGUCAAAAGUGAUAUGGAGUGCAUUGAUAUAUCGGAAAACUGCCGAGCAUGUCAAAAUAAGACACAGGAGUCCCAAAGGAUACUCAUUUUUAACACAGUGAAACUUCCUGACAUCUUCAAGGAAAUCACAUCCCUGGACAUUCAUGAGACUGAUAGAUUACCCAAAGUACUAUGCUCUACUUGCUACGAUCGCCUCCUGGAAGCCUACAAUUUCCGGAAGAUGUGUUCUGCUGCAGUUCUGCACUUCCAGAAUAUCCUGUCAAUGAAUGUUUCGGAAGAGAAAUACAUCCUACCUGAAAAUCUGAGUACUGUGCAUCUGACGGAUAUACCUGUGAUAUAUAUAAAGACGGAGUCAGAUUCAGAUGCACCUAUCUUCUCUAUAAGGGACCAAAACUGCUCUCUGGAUAGAGACGAAUCUCUUAAUAACAUUUCUGAUACGCUAUGCGUAGAUGAGAAACACCUGGAAAUAUUGAAGAGAGAUCCUGAUGAUGAUGCUUCCUUGAUCUCAAGGAAGACACAGAAGAAGCGAGAGGAUUCCUCUAAGAAAAACAGGAAAACGAUUCCAAAAUCACCCUCUUCGCCGGGUUCGCAGCCUUCCAGUUCCCUGGCAUUGCCAAGUGAUCCAGCAGAAGUACAAGUGACCAUCACAAUUGAGGCCCUCAGAAAACACUUCCAAUGCCAGAAAGCGAUCGUCCACAAAGAUGGCAGCGCACAACUGCUGGAAAAAGGUGCUCAGAAGACUUAUAUUACCAAUACAGAACGAAGAGCAAUUGUAGCUAUUAUUGUCGAUCAUCUCAAGACGACGAGAAGGGACAUCACUCAUCACGACAAAAGCCUUUAUGCCAAAGCGGCAGUGAAAAUGUUCCCUGUCCUCGGUAACAAUACAGGAAUUGGCGAAGUUCAAGAUUCUUUCUAUAAUAAAAGAAACUAUACUGGCUACAUCCCGAACCGCUUGAAGGGUCUUCAAAGAGACGUGAAGAAACGGAAGAGAGCAUUUGGCGAAGAUUUAGAUGAAAAACCGCAUCGAAAGUCGUUAAAAAAGCAAAGUAUUGCUAACACUGAAGCAGGAUCCAAUAACAAUUUUAAUGUAAACGUAAACGUUCUUUCGUCGAUCAAAGCGGACUUAGAACUAUUGAAUCCUACAAAAGAUCGCGAAGAAAUCAUCCAGAAGACGCUUGAAACACGAAAACUGCGUGACGCUUUCGAACCCAACGAUGAACCAAUAUGGGUUCAAUAUCCCCGCUUUAGAGAUACCUUUGGAUUAAUUCAAUGUGAUUUUGAGGAUCGAUUUCCGGAAGCAAGUCCGAAACUCAAAAAGUUUUUCGUCGAAAAACGAGAAAAGAUCUUUGAAGUUCAGAAACAAAGUACAAAGAAGUUGACUGACUCAAUGAAAGAAUGGCACGAGGAUGUACAAUUGCUGGCAUGCCUGCUUGUACUUUCCGGAACGACAACGUCCGGACACAAAGGAAUUUCGAGGAUUUCCGAAGAAAGAGCAUUGGACGAGAUCAUUGGGCUAGUACCACCAGAUUCACUUCCUCCGAAAGUUGCUGAUAAACCAAAAAUUUUAGCACAGGGGUCUUCAAAGAAAGAGGUUUACCGAUUCUACAUCAAUGUUGGUACAUUUCUCAUUGAAACUCAAAAUACCUUCAUUGAUGCAUUGGAUUUGUACUUCAAAUCAUUCCAUGUGUUCAAAAUUGAACCUCUGCCUUCGCUCAAGAAUCUUUUCGAUUUUAUCGAUCAGAUCGUGUUGGGUAUUUCGGAAAAAGAAAAUUGCUCAUCGAAUGUGGCCUUUUUGAACAAUCUGCUUAAUAUCUAAAUGAGGAAAAGUGAAUUUGUCCUUUUAAUUGCAAUAAAAUUAUGAUAUUUAAUUCAA
Molecule: messenger RNA, 2994 nt
Organism: Phlebotomus papatasi
Lineage: Eukaryota; Metazoa; Arthropoda; Insecta; Diptera; Psychodidae
Exons: 5
Coding region: 1135-2937 (600 amino acids)
Cellular component (GO): nucleus
Molecular function (GO): zinc ion binding
Source: RefSeq, a predicted model, not a curated record